This is a messenger RNA of Lactuca sativa (garden lettuce), 1185 nucleotides long. RefSeq lists its product as uncharacterized. Gene Ontology annotation, biological process: photosynthesis. Gene Ontology annotation, cellular component: membrane; thylakoid. The record is from RefSeq and is a predicted model, not a curated record. Lineage: Eukaryota; Viridiplantae; Streptophyta; Magnoliopsida; Asterales; Asteraceae.
AUGGGUGGCUCUGCGAUUUCUUAUGGGCACAAGCAUCCCAGUGGACGUGGUUAUUGGCAAGAACUUAUUGAAUCCAUCGUUUGGGCUCAUAAUAAAUUAAAAGUUGCUCCUGCUACCCAGUCGAGAGCCUUAAGCAUUGGUUUAAUUGGAAAUUUUUUUAAAAGGACAUUGGAUGUUGGUAGUAGUGACGAAAGUGGUGGAGGAAAAAGACCUCAUCCUCAACCUCAACCUCAACCACAACCUCAACCACAACCACAACCACAAAAUAUUCCACCUAGUUUUGAUAUUAAUAAUCUUCAUUUAGACCCGACGGAUAGACCAAGAACUACAUCAUAUCAUCCAAAUCAAAGGGAUGAAAUAAGGAGAGCAUAUUGGAUUAAAGUGCCUUCUCAACCAAGAGGCCAUGAUUUUCCAUCAAUAAAAGUUGGUGGUAAGAACAGACGUUUUGUAAAGGAAUGGUUUGAUGAAUUUAAUUGGUUAGAGUAUAGCAAAAAAGAGAACAAAGCUUAUUGUUUAUGUUGUUACUUAUUUGGAGAUAUUGUGGGGCAACAAGGGGGGAGAGAUGCAUUUGUGACGAGAGGCUUUGACACUUGGAUAAAGAAAAACCAAUCUAUUAGUGAAGCUUUUCAUAAGCAAACUGAAGUUGAAGCAAGUAACUAUCAAAUUCAAUUACGUGCUACAAUUGGUACUUGUAGAUUUUUAUUGAAGAAUGCGUUACCAUUUCGUGGUCAUGGCGAGUCCGAUGGGUCAAUUUCUAUAGGGCUUUUCAUUGAAGAAUUAUCAUUCCUUCGGGACUAUAAUGAAAGUAUUUAUAAGGUUACUUUAGGAAAUGCUCCCAAAAAUGAAAAGUUGACGUCUCCAAAGAUUCAAAAAGUGAUUGUUCAAUGCUUUUCAAAAGAGAUAAUAAAGUCUAUUUGUGAAGAAAUUGGUAAUGAUGUGUUUACUAUAUUAGUAGACGAGUGUAGUGAUGUAUCCAAAAAGGAACAAAUGGCUAUGGUUUUGCGAUAUGUUAAUAGUCUUGGAUUAGUGAAAGAAAGAUUUGUUGACAUUGUUCACGUGAAGGAUACAAGUUCUUUAACUCUAAAAGAAGCCAUUGAUUCGGUAUUUACCAACAAUAACUUGAGUAUAUCUCAGAUAAUCCUUCGGCAUAUUAUAUACACUGUUUUGCACACCAACUUCAAUUAA